Dovyalis caffra is the source of this 285-nucleotide messenger RNA. NCBI's taxonomy places the organism in Eukaryota, Viridiplantae, Streptophyta, Magnoliopsida, Malpighiales, Salicaceae. The record is from the annotation of a GenBank genome assembly.
AUGGAACUCAAGGUAUUGUGGGUGCUGUCUGUGGUGUUGCUGGUGUCAAACUGGCAACACUGUACUGAUGGAAGGCCCAUACCUAAAGUUCCUUGCUACUUCGUCUUUGGAGACUCCUUGUUUGAUAAUGGAAACAAUAACAACCUUAACACACCAGCUAAAGUUAAUUAUCUACCUUAUGGCAUAGAUUUUGUCAAUGGGGCUACUGGAAGGUGUAGCAAUGGUCUCAACAUAGCUGACGUCAUUGGUUCGCAGUUUGCUCUCCACUCUUAUAAGACAACAUAG